AUUCGUCAUCGGGUCAGGUGUCGUCCAUUUGACUUUUCCCGAAUAAUCGCGUCCCUCAGUCCAAGGAAAACGUUCAUCGCGAUACGAUCCAGGAUCCGAGAUCCAGAGCUUCGAGCGUCCCCUCGACCGUGUGAGAUGAGCAUUGUCUUAAACCGAAGAGAGAUUGCUAUUAUAACUGGAUAAACAGCGAACGGGAAAAAAAUCUAGAUAAUAACAAUGAAGCGUAACAGGCACGGUGCUUUGCUCUGGUUUUUCCUGCGCGUUCUCGCGAUUCGAUCUAUCCUCGCUAAAGAGUUGACGAUCGAUAUAGAUCUCGAGAAACCGGUCGCGAUCGCCGACGAGAAGUUCCUCAGCCUGACGAUCGAUCCUGCGACUUUGGUGCGUGGCGCAGCUCUCAGCAGCGACUUCGAAAGGAGCACGCGUCUAGCACACGCUCUGAGACCGGCCUACGUUCGCCUUGGAGGACCUCGCGGUACCCUCUACCGAUUCGGCAAAGAGGAUCCCCCGGACAACGAGAUCAAUCGUGGCCACUUGAUCUCCGAAUCCGAUUGGGCGUUGGUGUACCAGUGGGCGGAAAAAUCGGGGCUCGACGUGAUUGCUUGCAUUUCGGCUGAGAACGAUGAGAGACAAGGGAGCUCUCUGGAUGCCGAGGAAAUUGUUUCCUUCAGCGAUCAGAUGGGUUUCAAUGCGAGCUGGCAGCUGGGAUACGAAUGCCAGAACAGAUGCAACGCAUCGGCUGCGGAUCUAGCGAAACGGUUGGUGGUUCUGAGAGAAACUCUGAACGCGUUUCCCAGAUACGCGAACAGUAUGAUCGUCGGGCCAGAUAUCGUGGCCUAUGAAACCAGGAAGGAAAGACAGUACCUUCAGGAUUACUUCAAUGGCGCUGGCAAUGCACUCUCAGCUAUCACUUGGCACCCGAAAUUCGACUCUAUCAAUUCGGACAGCGAAGGGGUUCUGAUACAACCGGGCGAUUUGGAGAAAGAGAAGAAGGAUCUUUACAAGGUUAUCGGUCGGUUUAUGAAGAAUCGACCGCUGUGGAUUGCCGAAUCGAAGCCAGAAGAGUACAAGAGCCUGUAUCUCGGUGCCCUGUUGCUGGCUAGGCGAUUAGGCAAUGCAGCGAGAUCAAAUGUGGACGUAAUCAUGAGGCAACCUGAAGACCUGACUCAGCCGAGUCCAGAUUACUGGGUGUCCUUGCUCCACAAAACCCUCGUCGGCCGUCAGGUAUUCGACGGGCAUGUCGAAACCGACGAGAACAAUCACGUGUACCUCUACUAUCAAUGCACGAAAUCAUCGAGCAGAUACAAGCCGGGAUCCAUCACGAUUUUCGGGGUGAACUUCAACCCCGAAGACGUCGAGAUUCGUCUGAAAGGUGCUCCAGUCACCACGCUUCACGAGUAUCUACUCUCGCCUGGCUUCGACGCGACGAAUCGGAUGUUCUCCAGGAGCGUUCUACUGAACAAUGAAACGCUGGCCCUAUUAAACGACGACGUUCCCGAGAUGAAACCAAUCAUCUCGAGCAAUCCGGAGGGACUGGGAAUCAGCUUGCCCUCGGCUGGCGUCGGCUUCUGGGUCCUUCCCGACUUCAAGGUAAAAUCGUGCAUGGAACCUGAACUGUCGCAAGAUCCGAACCCCAUGGAAGACGCGGGUACCAUUCAAGACCAGCAAAUGAAAUCCCACGUGACAAGAUCCGUGGACAAGGAAACCUCGCAAAGGGACAGAAGGAGGUCCAGGGACAAACGAGGUCGUAGAUUAUUCGGAAAACGAAAGCCCAGCACCCAGAGACCUCCUCUGAAUUUCGACGACGACACGCAGAGUUUGCUGCAGAAGUACAAGAACGACAUCGCCGUCCUCGAACGCAUAGCCGGUUCGGGCAAGACCAGAACUGCGGUGAGAUUUGCGAUCAACGAGAUCCUGAGGAAAUCAAAGAACUUGAUACACGAGGUGGAACGCGCGACUUCUAGCCGCGCGGCGAAGGAGGCGCUGAAUACUCUGGGACUUCUGCUAACUCGCGUGCCCCUGUUCGAGAUGAACGUCGCCGGUUUUCAAAGGACGAAGAGGGCGAAGAGGGAGCUGUUCGAUGAGUCCUCGUUAGAGACGGAGAAUCCCCUGGGGAAAGGGUUCAGACAGAGCGACAUCAAAGAGCGUCGAAGUAGUCAGAAGAUCAAAAGAGAUUUCGUAGACGCGGUUCGGCCGAGAAUCUUCGAUCGAGGAGGCGACAGCGAGGACGACAGCUUCUACGGGUUCUUCGAGACCGAUCCUGUCGAAGGGUUCCCUACGGGAGACGUCUUCUUUGAGACUGAAAACUAUAAACGAAACUUCGGUGGAGGCAGCGGGAUCCAUCGAGAGGGAGAUCCUGCGCAGGAUUAUGGGGAUCCUGACGACAUCGUGGAGCCUUGGAUGGACGACGAAGGCGACUAUGAUUUCUACCAGCCAAGAGAAUACUUUGCCGGUGGAAGAAGUGGCGGAGUAGAGCCUGGCGAGCUCUGGGAGGACGAGGGAGCAGAUUAUGGUCGUCUGAAGAACGAAGAUUCGAAAAGACAAGGUGAUAGAGGCAGCCUGAGUAGACUCACCGGUUACUAUGAGGCCAGGCAACGAAGGAACUUUGGUAACAGACAACGGAGGACCUUGGAGCUCAAAGAUCCAGAAUUUUUGAUGCAGUUCAAAGACCCAGAAGUUCGAGGUGUGAGAAGGAUGAAGAGGAAAGGAUCGGACUUGGGAGCUAUUCUAGAUCAAGAGAUGAUCGAGGAGGACGAUGCAAAUUCGAAGGACUGCAACUGCAGGGUCAUCAGAGACACUGAUCCGUGUGUCCACAGACGGAAGCGAAACGUCGCCGAUACUGGAAGUAGCUUGGAGAUCGUGUCGGAGCAAGAUGAGACCACGGACAAUGAUGGGAUCGUCCCUGAGGAGGUGGAGGUAUUUUCUGAAUUAGAGGGUGAGCCUAUGGCGGUGCUGCGGGCGCAGUCCUCGAAGUUGAAGAUCGAAAGAGAAACAGUGCCAGAGGCAUUCCAAGUGGAGGAAUCUUUGAGCGAGCCAGAAGUUGUUUCGACGCGAAUUAGUGAACACGCUGAGUCUCAAGAAGGGUUAGAACCCCUCGAGGUCGAUGAUGAAGCGACAGCAGACUCUGCGUCGCUGUUGAACCACGAAGAGGACGAUUUAAAGUCGUCGAGAGCAGUCAAACGUGACAGAAAAGGACUUUUUCUCGGCGAAGAUGAGAAGACAGAGGAGAAGAAAGAGAUUGAUAAUCACGAGGCUGUUGAGAAGAGUGCUGCAAGCCAUGGAGAGACUUCUCCGACCGAGACGAUUAAUAACGACGAAGAAGCCUCGGGAACGAAAAUUCUUAGCGCGACAUUGGACCCAGUUGCCUUACACGAAGAGAACGUUACGCAGAGAACUGAGGACGAUGAUGAGGACGUCAAAGUUGCCAAAGGAAGCUCGAAGAGACAAGCUGACGACGACGCUCAGUCCGUGGUACUUGCGAACGCUGGAGAAGUACCCGAGAACGUCAAAGUUGGGUCGCCGAAAGCUCUAAGACCGAUUAAAAAGCGAUUAAGAAUUCCAAUCAGCGCGAGGGGAAAGAUAUCGAAGAUUCUGCCGUGGGAGAAGCGCGUGUUGGAUCGAGCUAGAGCCAUGCUGGCUCUGAAGAAGGUCGCGGACGAGAGAAAAAAGAGGAAACUCGAGGAAUCGGCUGUCACAGGAGACGCCCCGGCAAGGCUUCUCGAAUCUCAGAUUGAAAGGAUCAGGAAAAGGCUGAGAGAGAAUCAUCACAGGUGGCUGAGGCUGUUCCGCAGGAAGAAACUUGAAGAGCAUGGCGAACAUGGCAAGAGGCUCGGCAGGAGAGAAGCCUGGCAGACGAUCAAGGAUGACGAGGAUCUAAGAGACGCGAUGAUGAUGAUGCACGAGCCGAGGAGGAAGGAGAGAGCCAGUGAAACAGUGGACGAUGAUGAAGAUUUAUCUGCGAUGGAGGUCGGGAAGCCUCGCAACAUCCGCGAGAGGUUCUCCUUCCUGCCGAGGGAACGUCGAAUCAUUCGAGACUCCGAGAUCAUGGAGCAUUCUAAUCCUCGAGAAAUGCAGGAGGGAGUUAUUAGGUUGAAGGAUGUGCUGGAGAAGGCUGUCAGGGGACGCGUUAGUGACGACAGGAGGGAUGGUCAGUCUUAUUACGCCCUCGUCGAGAGCGUGGAGGAUCCACGAUUUUUCCAUUAUCCAGCUGGACUGCAAGAGGAAGAAGAUAAUAACGAGCAGAUGAUAACUUAUCCAAACUCGGACAGCAGCGAAGAGACCUACGAUCUUCCAAGAUACAGACUACAGCCAGACGGACUAGAGAUUCUUGGUUCUAGCGAGAAGUACGAGGAUUCGGGAGAAAAGGGACUGGCAAGCAGCGGAGAAGUAUACGUGAUCGAUCCCUCGACGUACAGAGGAGGAGAACCCGCUUUGCAGUUGUACAGACAGCCAUCGGGACUCAGGAACCCUGGAAAAUCGAGAAUUAUUAAUUUAUAUAAUAUUCAACGAGCUCGUCAGAACGCGUACAGCAAACGCAAAGCUAAAAUUGCGGACCCAGAGUCCUCGGAGAUCCGGGACGAGGAGGAGGACGCAGAAUUGGACGCAUUGAUCGAAUCUCUCAAUUCGCUAUCUGCUGCCAAGCUCUUUAGUAUUUUGUUCAAUAAGAACGAUAUUAACAAAGGAAAACAGAAUGUGCGGUCGAUCAAGGAAGAAACAACACCAGCGGGCGAGAUCGAGGAAAGUUUAGAGAGCGCGGAGGAUACGGAGAAGGGUGAGGUAUCCGAAGAACAAGUCUCCGAGGAAAGUCGACAAGGCGAACAGGAAGAUUUCUCUGGAAGCUCGGAGCUGGUGAAUAUUAGAAAUCGCAGGGACAUAUACGACCAGUCGCGUUUAACGCGAAAACAGCCUCGGGAGAUCAAGAAAACUAACAAGCACAACAACGCGCGCCUCGAGAAGUCUUCGCUAGAGAGUCCUGACGACAAUUCUGCGAGGAUCUUCAAGAACGAAUACGACAAGGCAGUUUCUGUCAAAGAACCAAGUUCUAGGAGAAGAAUUUCCUCGAAAGGCGUCAAGUUUCCAAGUCCGUCGAAACUGGCCGAGAUUUCGGAAGAACAUGAUGAUACGAUUGGUGCGACAAAUACUGAAGAGCUAGCUAAAGAUCCAAUUGAGGGAGCGAAAGACAAUUUGGACUUGCAGUCCAAUCAGUCCGGGUUUAUGGUGAUGCCUUGGACCAGGAGUUUGGUUAGACCGAAAAGAGAAGCCGUAGAUCAGGAGGCAGAGCAAGUACAGGUACAGCACACGGAAGCCACAACGACAGAGAUUCCAAGCAGCAGCGAAUCAGGCGAGGUCGAGGCCGCGAUGCCCAAGAAGAAGCCGCCGAAGAAGUAUUCCGUAGCGGGGAGUCUAUUCAAUUAUCUGACAGGGAAGAAGAAUCUACGGAAAGGUGGCAAAGAGGAUCUGCCAUCGUUCAUCGAGGCCAGCAUACCGAAAGUGGGGAUGGUCGUGGUCGACAGUUUGCAGAAAGCUCAGAACGUAACAGGCUCCGUCGAACAAUUGAUCGACGAUCUAGAGAAAAGAUUCGAGAGCACCACGAGCUCCGGAGAAAUGAUCGAUGACCAAUCGACUGGCAUGACUCGGCCCGCUUUCCAAUCCGCAAUCACGAACGUCAAGAAGUUCUUCAUGGUCCUCGCCGGUAUCGCGCACGCUUUACGAGGAUAAUUUAUUAAUUACUUGCGAUCUAUAUUACUGUUAAUCCCUUCCCUUGUAAUUUAAUUUCGUUCGAUACUUUAUAUGUACGAAACAAUUGAUGUUGCUUCAAGAUCGAUGUUAAAUUGUUAGGCGAGUUUGAGACGUCAUUAUAAGAUAUAUAUAAUAUUAAUAUAAUAAUAUAAUAAUAUAAUAUUAAUAUAUUACUAU
Molecule: messenger RNA, 5913 nt
Organism: Megalopta genalis
Lineage: Eukaryota; Metazoa; Arthropoda; Insecta; Hymenoptera; Halictidae
Source: RefSeq, a predicted model, not a curated record